AUGAAUACUACUUUUACUACUACUACUCGCGUGUUGCUAUCUUUGCUAAUCUUGAGCUUGGUGGGGACCCAUUCGUUAGCCCAGCUGUCAGCUCCCAUGAGAAAUUAUAAUGUCACAAGCCCUGUGUCCAAUGGCCCUUAUGUCGUGGAUCGUAUCCUACCAUGCACCUAUCGUCUUAUGAGUGAUGUUGACAGUUCAUCGCUUCGUCUCCAAAUCAUUCUUAAACCAGUGGCUACGACGCCAACAACCUCAUCAUCGGGUAAUCAACAACAUGGUGCUGGUGCUGCUGCAAGUGCUGCUCCUGCAUCGGCUGCUGCUGCAUCACCUACUACUGGAGGAGGAGGAGGAUCAUCAACAAAUAGCAGCAGUAGCAGCAGUAGUGGUAGUGGUGGUAAGAAUGCUACGCAACCGGAGCCUAUUGUGAUUACGGAUAAUGCGGAUGUGUCAAAAACGGAAGCAUCCGCCAAGCAUGAUGGGAACAUUACAUACUAUGAGCAUUCAUUCAACUUUAAGAUCCCAUCGACUGUGGCACCAGGGCGUUACAAUGUCGUGUUUUUUGAUGCUUCAACGAAUACUGAACUCCCCAUUCCUAUCGAAAUCCGGUCAGCUGCACCCGCUCAGUCUCCCAAUGGCAGUUCAGGGGGCAAGACAUUGGGCGGUUCCUCGAACGGUAAUUCAAAUGAUGGUCAUUCUCAGAGCAUCUUUGCUUCUUCCACCAUGUCAACGCCAUCUGCUUGCACCUUUACACGUAUUAUUAUCAUGUUGUCCAUUGUAAUGUUUGCAUUUGCUGUUUGA
Lichtheimia ornata is the source of this 795-nucleotide messenger RNA. RefSeq lists its product as uncharacterized. The record is from RefSeq and is a predicted model, not a curated record. Bases 1 to 795 code for a protein of 264 amino acids. The transcript has 2 exons. Lineage: Eukaryota; Fungi; Mucoromycota; Mucoromycetes; Mucorales; Lichtheimiaceae.